This is a messenger RNA of Eimeria necatrix, 1986 nucleotides long. RefSeq names its product actin-like protein 3b, putative. Gene Ontology annotation, cellular component: nucleolus; nucleoplasm. Lineage: Eukaryota; Apicomplexa; Conoidasida; Eucoccidiorida; Eimeriidae. The transcript has 2 exons. The record is from RefSeq and is a predicted model, not a curated record. Bases 1 to 1986 code for a protein of 661 amino acids.
AUGUCGACCCCACUAGUAAUUGACCUGGGCUGCCACUCCCUGAAGGCCGGAAUUGCUGGAGAGGCGCUGCCAAGAAUGGUGACUCGUUCAGUAGUGGGUGUUGCUGCUGUUGGGGAGAGCGGCUCAGCAGCAGGCUGCAGCGCUGCUGCUGCUGCUGCUGCUGCUGCGGGCAGCAGCAGCGCGGCCCCAGCAGCAGCAGCAGCAAAGCCCGUGCUGCUGCAGCAGUUCCUCAACCCCCUCGAAAAGGCAGACCACGUCGAAGUCCUUCCCGUCCUCGACUACAGGGCCUCCAGAGUGGACCAGCCCGGCACUUACGUGCUGCACAGACAAGUGCCCGAGCUGCUGCUGGUGCGGAAGGCAGUGCUGGCUGCCUUUGGCUGCGCGCGGACUUCUGCCAUUGUGUGCGAUGUGGGCCACAGCAACUGCAGCGUUGCUGCUGUUCAAGAAGGCUUUUUGCUGCAGCGACUGCAGCAGGAGAUUCCGCUGGGUUGCCGGCAGCUGCUGGCGGUCACGCGGCACCUGCUGCAGCAGCAGCAGGUGCCCAUCACCCCGGGCUUCGCGGUGAUUCCCCAGCAGCAGCAGCAGCAGCAGCAGCCGCCCGGGGAGGCUCCUGCUGCUGCAGCAGCCCCGCAGCAGCAGCAGCAGCAGCAGCAGAGCCGGGUCGUCGUUCCCUGCCCGCACGUGACGAAGAGCUUCCGCGAGUUCGGCGAGCAGCACGUCCUGGAGGUGCUGCUGCAGCUGCUGGGCAAGUGCAGCAGCAGCAGCAGCAGCAGCGGCGGCGAAGAAGCAAAGGCCUCCGAAGCGCCCGAAGCAGCAGCAGCAGCAGCAGCAGCAGCAGCAGCAGCAGAGGAGCCUUACGUGCUGCCAGACGGCACUGUAAUUCCCCCCACAGUUUGCUCAAGCAUAGAAAAGACAGUUCCGAACAUUUUGUUUUCUGCUGCGCUGCGGCAGCAGCACCGGCUGCUGCUGCAGCCGGACUGCGGGUCUGCUGCUGCUGCUGCUGCGGCGGGCAUCGUCACGGCGGCCCAGCAGCAGCAGCAGCAGCAGCAGCAGCAGGAAGCAGCAGCAGCACCUGCACAGACGAAGAGCUUCCGCGAGUUCGGCGAGCAGCACGUCCUGGAGGUGCUGCUGCAGCUGCUGGGCAAGUGCAGCAGCAGCAGCAGCAGCAGCGGCGGCGAAGAAGCAAAGGCCUCCGAAGCGCCCGAAGCAGCAGCAGCAGCAGCAGCAGCAGCAGCAGCAGCAGAGGAGCCUUACGUGCUGCCAGACGGCACUGUAAUUCCCCCCACAGUUUGCUCAAGCAUAGAAAAGACAGUUCCGAACAUUUUGUUUUCUGCUGCGCUGCGGCAGCAGCACCGGCUGCUGCUGCAGCCGGACUGCGGGUCUGCUGCUGCUGCUGCUGCGGCGGGCAUCGUCACGGCGGCCCAGCAGCAGCAGCAGCAGCAGCAGCAGCAGGAAGCAGCAGCAGCACCUGCAGGAGUCCUCGAGUGCAUCCGCAAGUGCGCAGAAAGCUGCCAGCGAACAGCAAAAAGAGAUGUCUUGGGGGCUUUAGUUCUUGCGGGCGGCGGCUCCCAGUUCCCAGGAUUUGUGCAGACUCUCAAGGCAGAGGUGAGCAGCAGCAGCAGCAGCAGCAGCAGCAGCAGCAGCAGCAGCAGCAGCAGCGGGGGGAGGGGAGGGGAGCGGGUAGUGGAGGAGGAGGGGUACGGCAGAUGCUCGAGGCAGAGAGCAGCAGCAGCAGCAGCAGUAGUGGUAGGGAUAGGGCGGAUAGUCGAGGCAGAUAUAAGCAGCAGCAGCAGCAGCAGCAGCAGCAGCAGCAGCAGCAGCAGCGGGGUGAGGGGAGGGGAGCGGGUAGUGGUAGGAGGAGGAGGGGUACGGCAGGUGCUCGAGGCAGAGAGCAGCAGCAGCAGCAGCAGCAGCAGCAGUAGUGGUAGGAAUAGGACGGAUACUCGAGGCAGAUAUAAGCAGCAGCAGCAGCAGCAGCAGCGGUAG